Molecule: messenger RNA, 2312 nt
Organism: Dromiciops gliroides (monito del monte)
Lineage: Eukaryota; Metazoa; Chordata; Mammalia; Microbiotheria; Microbiotheriidae
Gene: KNOP1
Product: lysine rich nucleolar protein 1
Exons: 5
Coding region: 412-1812 (466 amino acids)
Source: RefSeq, a predicted model, not a curated record
CUCAGGCGUAGUCUUAGCAUCCGCGGGGGUUUCACUGACGCCUGUGCCCGAGGCCGCGACCGAGACCGCGGCUGGGGCUGCGGCCGAGGGCCCGGCUGCCGGAGACGAUGGAGACAACGGAGAGACCGUAGACAAGGUAGACGGAGGAGACUGCGUCUCCGCGAAGGUCCCUCCGGAUUCCGCGGGCUCCCCCUCCGGGGUUGGCGCGACCUCCACCACCGGCGGGGGAGCCGGGGCUUUGCGACCGCUUUUCCCGGCCAUGGACGCGGUUACCAAGCAACGGCCCAACGCUAAGUUCCGUAACCCGGAAGACCCCGCGCCUAGGCGGCCGCUUCAGAAAAAGAGGCUUUUACUUCCGGGGCACGUAAGAGUCGGUACACACGUGGAGCCAGGAGAGCGGUGAUGUGAGCAAUGAUCGCCAAGGAGGAGAAAUUGGACUUUGGCAAGGAAACAAGAGAAAAAAAGAAAAAGAAGAAAAAGUCCAGGGCAGUGGAGGAGGAUACCUUGGAUGUGGAACCUCUAGUCAAAAAAAAGCCAUCCCAGAAGGAUGUGGCGCCCCCAGACGUGGUCCCAGAAAUGCCCCUGAUGAAAAAGAAAAAGAAGAAGAAGAAAACCCAAGAAGCAGAGAGCACAGACAGAACUCCCCAUGAGGAUAGCACAGAGGCCGAGACCAUGGGCAGAACCAACUCCCUGAAGAAGCAUCAUAGCAGAAAGGAACUGCUUCCAAGCCUGCCUGAGACCCCAAGCGAAGGGAAGAGAAAGAAGACAAAAUCAUCCCUCUCUCACCCUCCAGGAGCAGAGACAGGGGUGGCUGCAAAACUGGAAGGGGACUCUGACAGAAAAUCUAAAAAGCGGAAAAAGGACAAGAGGUUGGACCAGGAGCCCAGGGAGGCCCUUUCUGACCCUAUGAAGGAGGAGGAGGAGGUGGAGGAAGAGAAGAAAGAAAAGGCGUGUGAGCCCAUAGAACAGAGACAGGGAGAGGAGAAGCAGGAACCCAGCAGUCUCGGGGACUCUGGCACCAAGAAGAAGAAAAAGAAGAAGAAGAAGAAGACUUACAGGCAAGAGGAGGAGGAGGAUGGAACUGUUAAUGUGCCCGUUAAUGAGGGCCGUGUAGAGGACCCCAAUGCCUUCAGCAGCUGCAAAAAGAAAAGCCACAAAAGGAAGCAGCCCAAGGCCGAAUUGGCAGAAAGCGUCCCCCAAGCAGACAGCCCCAGCAGCACCAAAAAGAAAGGGAAAAAAUCUAAGACACAGAUAGAGCUGCCCUCUGCUGAAGAGCCUGCUCAGAAGAAGAAAAAGACGGCGGCAGGUAGGAAAGUGAUGCAGGACCCUCCAGGCCUGGGCAUGGCACAUGAAUCAGACUUGGAAGUGCUAUCUGAGAAAAAGGGAAACUUGGAUGAAGUCACCAUAGACAUGGUCAGAAGAAAGGCCUUGCAAGAAGAAAUUGAUAGAGCAUCUGGGAAAACUGAAGCUCUCAAAACCAAAGUGGAAGUGCCUACACAGUUUGGCCAAUGGGAUACAGCCACUUUUGAAAAUUCAGACCAAAAGAUGAAAUUUCUGAGACUUAUGGGAGGCUUUAAGAAUUCUUCCCCAUCACUCAGUAGUUCUCCGGGCACCCUGGGGAAACCAAACAUGGCUCUGAACAAGCAGGCUGCCGCCACCUUACAGCAGAACCUACAAGUGGAGUUUGACAGAGCAAUGAGCUGGAAGCAGCAGCGUGGAGUUGGACUCGGCUACUCGGCUUCUACAAACAAAAACAAAUUAUUUUAUAUAGACAGAAAUGCAUCCAGAUCUGUAAAGUUUAAUGAUGAUUAGCAGUGUCUUGUUCUCCCUUCCCCCCAAAACACUAUAGUUAUUUUUAGGUUUUCUAUUCAUGAGUUAAAGGUUGAGCUGCUUUUUUUCAAUAUUGAGGCAGCAAAGCUUCAGUUUGUUGGAAUUUCAAAGCCCCUUGAGGGGCUGGAAGAUAACUGCAUUCUAAAAGCCAGUAUAGUAUUUCUGUUAUUAAAAACACUUUUGUGUUUAGUGUUCAGAAUCAUUCUGGACUAGUAUAGGCCACAGUAUGCUAAUACCUUUUUAAAGUUGCUCUUUCUCCCCCCCCCCCCCAGCCAGGCCAAAGUUGUGGCCUGGGUUCUUUUACAACUAGGAUUUGAUAAUGAUAAAUAUGUAAUAGUGAAACAAUUUUGUUUGUUUUAUCUGGGCAGUAGGAGGUAGCUCUGGGAAAACAAGCAAUCGUGAAAUGUCCUAGGAGAGUCAUAGCCAGACUUUGAUGUUAAAUGUCUUAGCAUUUCUAAAAUAAACUUUUUUCUUUAAAUUGU